This is a messenger RNA of Pseudoliparis swirei, 1636 nucleotides long. It is a transcript of the gene sult1st6, whose product is annotated as sulfotransferase family 1, cytosolic sulfotransferase 6. Gene Ontology annotation, biological process: sulfation. The coding region runs from base 509 to 1444 and encodes 311 amino acids. The transcript is spliced from 9 exons. Gene Ontology annotation, molecular function: sulfotransferase activity. Gene Ontology annotation, cellular component: cytoplasm. NCBI's taxonomy places the organism in Eukaryota, Metazoa, Chordata, Actinopteri, Perciformes, Liparidae. The record is from RefSeq and is a predicted model, not a curated record.
UCUAAAUUUCCAUCUGAUCUAAAGGAAAUAUCCAUAAGAUCUGACAUUAUUUCUAUUUUAUUCUGCACUUAAAAAGACAGGACUCAAGAUUCUUAGGAACUUUGAGAAAAAACAGCUCAGCCGAGAUGUUCAGUGCUAAUAUGGUUUCUACCUUCAGCAGGAUAUUGAGUGCUGGACUCCUGGAACAUUACAGAACCAGCGGUCAAAAACAUUGUGAGGAAAUGUGGAGUUCAUAGGAGGAUCACUUUUUUGAGAUGUUGGAGAGGAUUGAGGCUGGAAACCAAAAAGACAUCAAGAGGACCAAAACCAAUGCAUUCCAUAACGACCGAGCAGGAAGCGACUUGCAGACCGUCGGAAUUUAUUGGUGUGUGAAAGCAAUUCAACAGGGAAUGUUAGACAACGGACCAAAGGUCAGCUGGGAGAGAAAUAAACCAUCGUACGCGUUUUAAAAAGCUCGGCAGCGGGUUCUCGGUCUCCUCGACGAACACAACUUUUGACAGCGUCCGUCAUGUCGGAGGAAGAAUUGAAGGAGCUGUCCUACAGCGAAGCCAUCGAGAAGGCGACCGCCUCCAUCUCUCGCUUCCCUCUCAUCCCGGUCAGAGGAGUUCCUCUCAUGAACUACAUCGCCAACAGCUGGGACUCCAUCUGGGCUUUCCGGCCCGACCCCUCAGACCUCCUCAUCGCCACCUACCCCAAAGCAGGGACCACAUGGACCCAGGAGAUCGUCGACCUGCUUCUUCACAACGGAGACGCUGAGGCCUGCCGGCGAGCUCCAACACCCAUCCGCAGUCCCUUCCUCGAGAUCGUCUCCCCGCCACCCAUCCCCUCAGGUCUUGAUAAUCUGAAAAUCUUGGAUCCUCCAAGGAUCAUCAAGACACAUCUUCCUUUUCAGUUGGUGCCGACGGGAUUUUGGGAAAACAAGUGCAAGGUUAUCUACGUGGCACGCAAUGCCAAAGACAACAUGGUGAGCUACUUCUACUUUGAUUGUAUGAAUCUGACCCAGCCUGAGCCAGGUCCCUGGGAGGGCUACCUCCCCAAGUUCAUGCAUGGAGAGCUGUCCUGGGGCUCCUGGUACGACCAUGUGAAAGGUUACUGGAUGGAGAGGGAGAAGAAGAACAUCCUGUUCCUCUUCUAUGAGGACAUGAAAGAGAACCCUCGGCGUGAGGUGGAGCGCAUCAUGAGGUACCUGGACUUAUCCGUCUCUGAUGAGGUCAUCAGCCGGAUUGUGGAGCUCACUUCCUUUAAGAACAUGAAGGAGAACCCGAUGGCCAACUACUCCUGUAUCCCAACACCGGUUUUUGAUCAGUCCAUCUCUCCCUUCAUGAGAAAAGGUGAAGUGGGUGAUUGGAGAAACCAUUUCACACCCGAGCAACUAAAGAUGUUCGAUCAAGAUUAUGAAAAACAAAUGAAGGAUGUCAACAUACCAUUUAGGGACAAUAUCUAAAGGAUUUAGUUUUUUUUCCCAAACUGAUAGCGCUAUAAUUCAGAGGAGCUGACUCAGUGCAGCAGUCAGAGGACAGAAAUACUGUCAGAAAAUUUGACACAAGCUAAAUACCAAAACAAAAAAGGAGCCUGUUUAUGGUAAACAUUGUAAUCACUGCUCCUCCUGAUGUGUAGAAAAUCAUCUAAUGUAUGC